Messenger RNA from Scylla paramamosain (green mud crab), 2398 nucleotides. RefSeq lists its product as uncharacterized. The record is from RefSeq and is a predicted model, not a curated record. The transcript has 4 exons. NCBI's taxonomy places the organism in Eukaryota, Metazoa, Arthropoda, Malacostraca, Decapoda, Portunidae. Bases 302 to 1297 code for a protein of 331 amino acids.
CGUUGACAUUCUGGGGCAUGAUGUCAGCAAAACCUUCACACCAAGGAUCUUUGCCAACUUGACAGAGUUGUUAACUGCAGAGUGGGUCAGGCUGCAGCACCUGCCACUCACACUGAUGCUAUCUUAGGGACUGAGCAGGGAGAGUGGCAGGUUGCAGCACCCACUGCCACAGUUCCUGCCCCCAUAGUGACUGACCAGAGAGAGGGAAAGGAUAUUCAGUGGAAAACACUUUGUUGUCUUGAACAACUACUCCAGCCAAGAGUAGCAUGUGUGGAGCUAUGUUUGAGAAUCUUAUGAUAAAAUGCCUGCUGCAAAGAAAGCCAAGCGAAAAUCAAAGCCACCUGCCAAGCUUAAGGAAUUCCUUUGUGAAGAUAACAUAGAGAAAGAACAUGAACCUCGCAGGAGCAGAAGAAUUCCAAAAAUCAGUGAAAGGUUGAAGCGAUACAUGGAUGAUAAAGGUGGCAUGGUAAAAGAGCAAGAUGGGGGACAGAUGAGCAGCCAGGCAAAAAAAGAACCUCAGGUUACAGUUUCAUCUGGACAUCACUUAUUAGGAUCAAAAUACAGGGAACCCAAAGUUGUGUUGAAAGCUCUUCCCAAAUCUAUGCUACAGAAAGGAACAAGAAAAUACCCAUUAAACAAAAGAGAGGCUCGAGUAACCUUAAAGAGACUUGGAAACAGUGUCAGUAGAAAAAGCAAUAGAAUAUACACAUCAAAACUGCACAAGCAGAAAGCUGGUUUAACAAAAGCUGUUUCAUCUCCUUCAAAUAGUUCAAAGGCUUCCCUACCAAAGAAAGAGUUGAGAAUUGAAUUAGAAGACAUUUCAGUCACAAAACCACUAGAGAACAGAAAAGGAAAGCGCAAGAGAGCAAGUGCUGGAAAUGAAAUGCAGCCUGAAAAGAAAUCCAGUCGGGUGAGUCAAGGAGUAUCUGGGAACAGAGCUAAAGAUGAGAAAAGUAAAGAAAAGGGAGACUCGCGAUUUGACCCAGAUGUUAUGAAAAAGUUGUUUAACUUUGGUGCAAAGGUUGAGGAAGCUUUGAAAUGGAAUAAAGAGGCAGUUGACAAAUUGACCAGGAAUAAUGACAAAGUACAGUCUUUUACUCAGGUGAUCAGUGAUGAGCUUAAAGAUAUUGAUGAAAAGGAUAUUCUUAAUAUAUUAAAAUGGUUAGAAGAAGAGGAACGCCAGAGGAAGGAACACAGGCGAAAGGUGCUGGAGUCUUUGAGGGAAACUCACCGCACCAAUAUUGCUUUGUAUUCACACAUGUUGAAUGUACUGCAGGCUGUUACAGCUAGUGGUUGAGUACAUCAUUUGCGAGUUACCAGGGAAGUUUGUACUUUGUAACAAAUUUUAAUAUGGAUUUAAAAUUCAGAAUGUGAAUGUGAAUGAAAAUAAUACAUGGUUGUUUUUCUUUUAUUUUAUAGAUUGUAUAAGGUAAUAUAUAAAUCACAUGAUUGCCUAUCUCAUAAGCAUUUUGUUGGAUUGCUGAAAAGUUAUUGUUCUGUGAGUCAUAGAUUUUGAUUGGUAAUGGAAGUGAAGGGGAAUCUUACUGUACUGGAUGUUGUGUUCAAAAUCUUCAGUCACUUCCUGAGCUUAAAGUUUAUCAACUUUAAGUUGAGUAUCAACUACCUGAGAUUAAAUUAUUAGUCCAGUGUUGGGGACUAAUAACUGAAAAGUUAACUUAUAUUGAUUUUUAGAUUACCCUAAUUUUUAAAUGUGUCAGUAUCAGAAGUUAACAUGACUUUUUUGGAAUAAAAUGUUUAAAAUCAUGUUACAAGAGGCCUUAAAAUUUAGUAACAUUACCAGGUGAUCCUAAUUUCAAGAAUAAGUUCUGCAAGUUUUGCUCUUUUUUGCUUGAUAUUUAAAAAAAAAUAAAUAAAUAAAGAAUAUGAAUUUCAAUCCUUGUACUCAUUAAUAAGGUUAUGGUUUGCAAUAUAACUUACUAUGAAUACUGAAAAGUAUGUUUGGAAGUUCGUGAAACUGAAGUAAUUACUGAUAAAAAUGAUGUUUUAAAUAUUGUAUAACUACUAAGAAUUUAAUGGUCAAAUGGUUUACUGUAUUGGGAGAAGAAAAUCUAGUUAUUAUAAGUUAACUUCAGAAAUUGAUGAGAAAUUCGUCAGUGUUUUAUGCUUUAGUGAUCAACUUAUGUUAAUGGAUGAGUGUUACUCCUGUUUUCAACACCAAAGCAGUAAUGGUUAAUUAAUCAGAGAUAAAGUUUCAGUAUUUACCUCUAAGUGCAAAUUAAGCAAGCACUAUGCACAGGGUGUCAUGGUGCAGAUUUUGUCAUGUUUGUCUCCGAAGGACUUGCCUUCUCUUGUCUCGUGACAAUCUGAAAGCAAAAUGUUCCACACCAUAAACCUCAUUGCUGCUUUCACACUUCUUUCAAAUAAAUUGUGUAGAUUA